Molecule: messenger RNA, 1449 nt
Organism: Lathyrus sativus (Indian pea)
Lineage: Eukaryota; Viridiplantae; Streptophyta; Magnoliopsida; Fabales; Fabaceae
Source: the annotation of a GenBank genome assembly
AUGGCAUCCACCACCCCCAACAACGACAACCAGCUACCACUAAAACAAAUCCCUGGCAGCUACGGCCUCCCCUUCAUCGGACCGAUUUUCGACCGACACGAUUAUUUCUACAACCAAGGAAGAGACAAAUUCUUCUCAACAAGAAUCCAAAAAUACAACUCAACUAUCUUCAGAACCAACAUGCCACCAGGUCCAUUCAUUUCCUCUAACCCAAGAGUCAUUGCACUCUUGGACGCAGCUUCUUUCCCGAUCCUUUUCGACAAUACAAAAGUCGAGAAACACAACGUCUUCGACGGUACCUUUAUGCCAUCGACAAAUUUCACCGGAGGCUACCGUGUCUGUUCACAGUUAGACACAACUGAACCUAACCAUGCUCUUAUCAAAGGUUUCUUUCUUAAUGAACUUUUGUUGAGAAAAGACUCCUUUGUCCCUCUCUUUAGAAGCAUACUUUCUGAAGCUUUUAAUGAGAUUGAAGAAGGGCUUUCUAGUAAAAGCGGUAAAGCAGAUUUUAACACUAUUUUUAGUGUGGCUUCGUUUAACUUCAUGUUUCGCCUUUUUUGUGAUAAUAAGGAUCCUUCUGAAACUAAACUUGGUUCUCAAGGUCCUAAAAUGUUGGACGCAUGGAUUAUCUUUCAACUUUUUCCAAUUGAAACCCUAAAACUUCCUAAGAUUUUCAAUUAUCUUGAAGAUAUCUUGCUCCGUACUGUUCAAUUUCCUGCUUGUUUGACAAGGUCCUCUUACAAGAAGCUCUACGAAGCAUUUUCUUCUUCAGCUGUAACACUUUUAAACGGAGCAGAAAACGCAGGAUUGAAAAGAGCCGAAGCAUGUCACAAUCUCAUUUUCAUAGCUGGUUUCAACUCAUACGGCGGAUUCAAGAAUCAGUUCCCAACACUCUUCAAAUGGAUAGGUUUAUGCGGCGAAACGCUUCACAAAGAACUCGCAAACGAGAUAAGAAGCGUUGUAAAACAAGAAGGAGGAGUAACAAUUCGGUCAUUGGAAAGAAUGCCCUUAGUAAAAUCUGUUGUUUAUGAAACCAUGAGGAUUGAACCUAUUGUUCGUUAUCAAUAUGCAAAAGCGAGAGAGGAUUUGAUCGUGGAGAGUCAUGAUUCUGCUUUUGAAGUUAAAAAGGGUGAGAUGUUAUUUGGAUACCAACCUUUUGCUACUAAGGAUCCUAGGAUUUUCGAUGAUGCUGAGGUUUUUGUUCCAACGAGGUUUGUUGGGGAAGGUGAAAAGUUAUUAAAGUAUGUUUUAUGGUCGAAUGGGAAAGAAACAGAUGAACCUUCUGUGGAUAAUAAACAGUGUCCUGGGAAGAAUCUGGUUGUGCUUUUGUGUAGAUUGUUUUUGGUUGAGUUUUUCUUGCGUUAUGAUACUUUUGAAUUUGAGACUAAAGAAGCUGUUGUUGGUGUUUCUAUUACCAUUACUUCUCUCACCAAGGCUUCUACUACUUGA